Molecule: messenger RNA, 561 nt
Organism: Micropterus dolomieu (smallmouth bass)
Lineage: Eukaryota; Metazoa; Chordata; Actinopteri; Centrarchiformes; Centrarchidae
Product: gamma-crystallin M2-like
Exons: 1
Coding region: 1-555 (184 amino acids)
Biological process (GO): visual perception; lens development in camera-type eye
Molecular function (GO): structural constituent of eye lens
Source: RefSeq, a predicted model, not a curated record
AUGACCUCCAGCAGCAUGAAUAUGAUGGGCAAAAUCAUCUUCUACGAGGAGAGGAACUUCCAGGGCCGCUCCUACGAGUGCAUGAACGACUGCCACGACAUGUCCUCCUACCUGAGCCGCUGCCACUCCUGCAGGGUGGAGAGGGGCUGCUUCAUGGUCUACGACCGCACCAACUUCAUGGGAAACCAGUACUUCAUGAGGAGGGGCGAGUACGCCGACUGCAUGGGCAUGAUGGGCAUGAGUGACUGCAUCAGGUCCUGCCGCAUGAUCUCCAUGCACAGGGGGUCCUACAGGAUGAGGAUCUACGAGAGGGAGAACUUCCAAGGACAGAUGUAUGAGAUAAUGGAGGACUGCGAUAACAUCAUGGACCGCUACAACAUGUCCAACUUCAUGUCCUGCCACGUGAUGGAAGGCCACUGGCUGAUGUACGAGCAGCCCCACUACAGAGGAAGGAUGGUGUACAUGAAGCCUGGAGAGUACAGAAACUUCAUGAACAUGGGCUGGAGCGGCAUGAGGUUCAUGAGCAUGAGGCGCAUCAUGGAUUCCUACUACUAGAUGAUG